AUGUCCCGUGACCAACCCCGGGAGCUGCGGCGGCGGCGCCGCCAUUUUGUGCUGAAGCUGCUUCAGGAUGGAUUCGAAACGCGAGCUGGAGCUGCCCGCCGCAUCCCGAGCCUUCAGACUCACCGCACGGCCACGGAGCGCCGCUCCACACUCCCCUCCGCACCGCAGGCGGCGCUGAACGGCUUCAUGGAGCACAGCGGUCGCGAACGCGCCGGCCACGGCUUGGGAUGGGCCCGGCUGGGCCUGGCCGCGGCCUGGCCGAAACUGGCGGGGCCCAGCGCGGCCCCCGCCGGCGGCUCGUCGCAGGCGAGCCCGCCCUUCUCCUUGCUGCGCGUGGUGUCGCAGCUGCUGUCGCCGCUGCCCGCCCUCCUGCAGCGGCUGCUGCCCGGCGCCGCGCUGAGCUCCGCGCUGUGCCCCGCCAAGGCACCGCUGCCGCUGGUGCUGCUGCCCAAGGCGGACACCUCGCUGGACUGGACCGAGGAGGAAGCCCCGGAGAAGCGGCCGGAGAGCGGCCCCGAGCCGCCGGCGGGGCUGUGGGGAGCCGGGCCGGUGCGGGGCAGCAUGGGGACCCUUCCCAUGGAUUACUGGUACGUGCUGGGCUUGGAGCAGGGCAGGAGCCACUUUCCGCAGCCCCUGCGAGCCGAGGGCUUGCCCGAGGUUGAGUUCUUGCGCAGCAAGCGCCUGGCGUUCCUCCAGCCUGGGCGUCUGCCCGUGCCCGACCCUGACCACGGCUACCACAGCCUGGAGGAGGAGCAGCAGCAGCAGCACGGGGAUGGCCGCCGAGAAAUCGGCAAUGCUGGGGAUUUGGAGCUGCCCGAGGAUUCGGGGACACAGCCCGGAGGUGUCCCCGGGGAGCCGGAGACGCUCCGGGAUGCGGCUGAGGAAAGGGAAGCCUUGGCCGAAGAGGAAGGUGAGGACUCGGAAACCGAGCAAAGCUUCCCAAUUUCGGCCAGACCCGCGUGCGCGAAUAAAUUAAUCGAUUAUAUCAUCGGGGGAGUAUCCAGUGGGGAGGAGAGUGAGGAUGAGGAAGACUGGGAUGAUGAUGAUGGUGAUGAUGAAGAAGGUGAUGACGGGUUUGACAGCGAAGAGCUGCCCUCGGACUCGGACGCCGGCAGCCAGGACGGGGAGAGGCUCCAUCUGUGGAAUUCCUUCUACAGCUUGGAUCCCUACAACCCUCAGAACUUCACAGCCACCAUCCAGACGGCUCCCAGCGAGCCGGGAAAGGGAAUGUCGGACAUGGAGGAGGAGGAGGAGGAGGAAGGCUCAUGGGCAGAGUCCUCCGAGGCCUCUCCCAGUUCCGAGGAGGACGAGUGGGACUGCGACAACAGCGGGGAUGAGGGGGAAAACUUAAAACUCUGGAACUCGUUCUGUAGCUCGGACGAUCCCUAUAACCCUUUGAAUUUCACGGCGGCCUUUCAGACAGCGGAGAAAAAAAGAACAGAGAGGCCGAGCCCUGUCAGCCCCGAGCACCUCGGCGUGUGCAGGGCCCAGCUGGAAAAACACAACCGCGGGGACACAACCGCCACUUCCAAGCGGAAAAAGGUGACAUUCCUGGAUCAGGUGACCGAAUAUUACAUCAGCAGCGAGGAGGACAGGAAAGGACCUUGGGAAGAGCUGGCCCGGGAUGGCUGCAGAUUCCACAGGAGGAUCCGGGACACCGAGGAAGCCAUCGGCUACUGCCUGAGGCCAGAGCACAGGCUGCGAGUGUUCCAGAGCAUCCACGGCUCCCAUCCCCAAAGCACCGAGCCCUUCUAGAACCUUCCAGCAA
Messenger RNA from Sturnus vulgaris (Common starling), 1768 nucleotides. It is a transcript of the gene PPP1R15B, whose product is annotated as protein phosphatase 1 regulatory subunit 15B. Gene Ontology annotation, cellular component: protein phosphatase type 1 complex; endoplasmic reticulum. NCBI's taxonomy places the organism in Eukaryota, Metazoa, Chordata, Aves, Passeriformes, Sturnidae. Gene Ontology annotation, molecular function: protein phosphatase regulator activity. The record is from RefSeq and is a predicted model, not a curated record. Gene Ontology annotation, biological process: response to endoplasmic reticulum stress.